ACCCACCUCCCUGGCCCGAGGCACACUGCAGCUCCGUGCGGACUCUCCGGCCCCGGCGAGGUGGCUGCAAACUCGCGGGCACGCACGGCGCUCGGGGAGCCAAGGGACUCGGGGGAGGGGACGCGCGCGGAAGGCGCCAGCUUCCUCUCGCCCGCCCCUCGCAGCCGCGAGCCGCGGUCGGAGCUACCCGGGGCUCCAGCCCAGCAGAGCCGAGCGGCGGCGGCUUCCCUUUUCUCUCCCAGCGAGCCCUGGAGCGCCUCGGGGACCGGCCCGAAAAAGAGCAGGAAAUCUUGUUUACCGCCCGGGUAGAGGAGCCGACCGAGCCUUUGUCUGGAAAGUCAGCUUCUCCGGCUCCGGCUGCAAUGUGUUCCUGGUGACAUUAGCAUUGGACAGCCCGGCCGGAGAAGGGGGGUCGCCAGGUUCAUGUCUGGUUUCGGAGGCGGAUCGAGCGGGUGACUUUUGUGCAUUCAUUUUAAUUUUUGGAAAUCUCUCUUUUUUCCUCCCUCGCCCGUUGCCGGGCAUGUCCUGAUCUGGCGGCCGCUCCUACCGCCCCGGGCUGCCGAUCAGAGCGGUUUCCAGCGGGGCUCUUUCCCUCCCUCCUUGACUUUGCAACACCGCGUUCCGGGAGGACCGACCUCGACGAGGAAAGAGGCGGGGGAACCGCGAACACCCGGACCCAAACCUUGACAUGCUCCCGGGCGGAGAGGAGGAAGCCAGGAGCUGAGCGCGCGCCGGGGCUGCUUCGCCGGCCGGCUCCGAGUGCGGGGCUCCGGGCGCCCUGCCCUGCGCCUGGGCGGCAGCCUUGUUGGUCUGGGGGGCUCCCCACCCCCGCCCCCCGCUUCCCGCCCCGGGGACCCGCGGCCGGCAGGACCAUGCUGCUGAAGGAGUACCGGAUCUGCAUGCCGCUCACCGUGGACGAGUACAAAAUCGGACAGCUGUACAUGAUCAGCAAGCACAGCCACGAACAGAGCGACCGAGGAGAAGGGGUGGAGGUCGUCCAGAAUGAGCCCUUCGAGGACCCUCACCACGGCAACGGGCAGUUCACCGAGAAGCGGGUGUAUCUCAACAGCAAACUGCCUAGUUGGGCUAGAGCUGUCGUUCCCAAAAUAUUUUAUGUUACAGAGAAGGCUUGGAACUAUUAUCCCUACACGAUUACAGAAUACACAUGUUCCUUUCUGCCGAAAUUCUCCAUUCAUAUAGAAACCAAGUAUGAGGACAACAAAGGAAGCAACGACAGCAUUUUUGACAAUGAGGCCAAAGACCUAGAGAGAGAAGUUUGCUUUAUUGAUAUUGCCUGCGAUGAAAUUCCAGAACGUUACUACAAAGAAUCUGAGGAUCCUAAACACUUCAAAUCAGAGAAGACAGGACGAGGGCAGUUAAGAGAAGGCUGGAGAGAUAGUCAUCAGCCCAUCAUGUGUUCCUACAAGCUGGUGACCGUGAAGUUCGAGGUCUGGGGGCUUCAGACCAGGGUGGAACAAUUUGUACACAAAGUGGUCCGAGAUAUUCUGCUGAUUGGACAUAGACAGGCUUUUGCAUGGGUUGAUGAGUGGUAUGAUAUGACAAUGGAUGAUGUUCGGGAAUACGAGAAAAACAUGCAUGAACAAACCAACAUAAAAGUUUGCAAUCAGCAUUCCUCCACUGUGGAUGACAUAGAGAGCCAUGCCCCAACAAGUACAUGACAAUGGAUGAAGUCCGAGAAUUUGAACGAGCCACUCAGGAAGCCACCAACAAGAAAAUUGGCGUUUUCCCACCUGCAAUUUCUAUCUCGAGCAUUCCCCUGCUGCCUUCUUCCGUCCGCAGUGCCCCUUCCAGUGCUCCAUCCACACCUCUCUCCACAGACGCGCCAGAAUUCCUCUCAGUUCCCAGAGAUCGACCCAGGAAAAAGUCUGCCCCAGAAACUCUCACGCUUCCAGACCCUGAGAAAAAAGCCACCCUGAAUUUACCUGGCAUGCACUCUUCAGAUAAGCCAUGUCGGCCCAAAUCAGAGUAACUUCAUAUGAAUAUUUCAUGGGAUUUUAUAUUUUCAUUUUGGGGUUAUUAUUUUUUUUAAUCUUCUGAUAUAGAAAGAGACUGCUUUGUCACUCAAACAUGUCUGAGUGUGCAUGUGGUUAAGUAAUUUCACGUAUAACCUGAUUCCCUAAGUAUGCCACACAGCAUGAUAUUAGAUGGAAAAUGUAAGACUUGCCAAGGGCAGAAGGAAUCUUCUGUGGCCACAUCUGGAAGCCAGAGAGGAAGCCUUGUUAUUGGGCAUUUGGUGAGGUUGGUAUGGACUUCAAGGGUAAAUAAAUGAAAGCUUUGCACCACUGUGUUCCAAGGUGUGGUAAAAUAGUGAAGUCAGUUUCCUCCCAUCAACCCUGAAAUUCUCCAAAAUACUCUCAGGCAUACCACAUCUAACUGUUAAAUUUUGAACUGGUCGUCACCAAUACUUGAAUACCAGGAGUUACUGAGAUUCCUAUUUUGGUUAGUCUGACUCAGGAUUUGGGGCCUAAUUAACACUUUAAAUUUUUUGAAAAUUUUAAUUAUCAACCUAUAGAGGCUCCAAGUGCAAUUAAUGAUAGCUUAUUUAUACCUUUCACAGAAUUUGAUAAAGAUUCCACUUGUUUCUGUCUUUUAAUAACUUUCCCCUUUGUGCCCUUGUGGCCUCGGAAAUCUUAAGAAUUGCAUGGAUGAAUGUGACCACAACUGACUGAUUUUGGAAUGGUUUGGUUUAGGAACCAAGAGGCCCAGGUGAGGCAAACAUCUUUUUUCUCUACAGGUAUCGACAAACAUUGACUUGUCAGCUUCCAUCAUCCAUUAAGAUUUCAGAAUUUGCAAUUAAUUGAGUAGAAUUCAUUGACUAUUUGCCCAUUCAAAGAAGUUCAAGGGUAGAGUGAGCUAACUGGACUUGAACACUGUCAGAAUGUCUGGUUCAGGAACCCGAAAAAAGAGAAAUGUCUCCCAUCCUCCUCCUGGGUUUACUGUUAAUGAUAUCCAGACUUCCCUGGAAUGGAUUGCCCAUCACCAGACCAUAGAAAAGACUGUCAUUCUCUUGCUCCUUACUUGAAAUCCAGAUAUUGGGAAUGUCGCAGAAGUCAAGUAAAUACUGCCAAGUGCAAGGAAAGAAUGAGCAGAAUUGCUGACUCCUAUUUGUAGAGCAAAAAGGAGGAGAGAGAAAAGAUGCCCCUCUAGCUUUGUUUACUGCAAGGAGUGGUAAUGCAAAAUUAGAAUCAAGGUUGACGGGAGGCGAGAUCAUUCACCAAAGUGGCAGAAAGAACUCUCCUUUGAUCUAAAGAGAAAAACCUGCCACCUUCGCACCUCACUGCCUUUAAACGCAGAAGGAAGGGCAAGCAAAAUCUAGCAUUUCCUUUUGUCCUCCAAGAGAGGAAGAGAACAAGGUAAUUGGGCGACUCCAAGGCCCCAGCUAGCCUUCCUGACCGUAACCUUCAACCUCAGGAAAGGGACCUUCCCAAAACACAGAUUCCAAAGGAAACACCAUAGACCAAGGAGCGUAUUCUCCUUCUCUGACACAGCCUCUGCCAGUGGACCCUGCCUGCUUCUCUCUUAGUGCUCAGCACUCGGCAUAGUGUCUUUCAAGUUGAUAAACUCUUCCCAAGGUGCAAGCGCUGGCGCCGUGAGCCCAGCAUCAAGUGUUCUAAGUCAUACGUCAGACUGUCAAGAUCAUUUCUUUAUCUAUAGGUUGGCAUUUAGCUUUAAAAAUAAAUAAAUAAACCCAGAACUCAAAGGAAACCAGUUGCAAGUAGCGUAGCUCAACAGUGCAUCUCUUCCCUAAGAAUGAUCGCUUUGUAGUAAGACAUCUCGGCAUGGUAUGGAAGCAUGAUUCUUGCUUGUGGGAAAACUUAAUCUUUCAUCAGACCCCUUGGACUUCUCAAUGGCUCCCUCUCCACACAGUACUAUUUAAAGAGAAUAUUUGGCUUUAGAAAGCAAAAUUCUUUCAGAAGACACUGACAUAUUUAUGUAUGUAUUUGCUUACCAUUUACAAGCUGAAAUCAGGAUGGGGUGGGAUCGUUAUUCUUGCAUAGAGCAGAUUUAUUUUGUGCAGGUUGUUACACAUCUGGCACCUAGUUUUUCCAUUAAUACAUUGCUGUUUUCCUCUUUUGUAAAGUAGCUUCUGCUAUCAAGGUCAACAAUUCUGUAUGCUUUGGAAAGCUAAUUUCUGAUUUCCUUCUGUGACUUUUCUUUCUCUUAUAGCCAGUACAAUACCACAGACAUCAUCGCAAAGCUGCCGAUGAUAGCGUGAUUCUUAUCCAACAAACAUGUGCUUUUAUAAUAUGUUCAGUUUUUCUGUCUACAUGUAGUUUGUGUGCUUUAAAAAACAGGGAGGGUGUGCAAAUAUUCCUUCAGCUGCUUUGUAUAUUUAAUCCAGUCGUCACAAGGCAUAAAUGACUUCAAUAUUUUAUCUAUCUUGAUUUUCAAGUGUCAUUUCACAUUCUUCAUACACGACUUUGUUUAUUGUGGGAUACAAGCCUGUGUAUAUAGAACAUUAAUAAUUCCUAUAAGGAUGGAAAUUAAAUGGCUGCAUGGUGGAAACUGAGAAGAA
Messenger RNA from Ceratotherium simum simum (southern white rhinoceros), 4537 nucleotides. NCBI's taxonomy places the organism in Eukaryota, Metazoa, Chordata, Mammalia, Perissodactyla, Rhinocerotidae. The record is from RefSeq and is a predicted model, not a curated record.